Cuscuta epithymum is the source of this 8004-nucleotide messenger RNA. The record is from the annotation of a GenBank genome assembly. Lineage: Eukaryota; Viridiplantae; Streptophyta; Magnoliopsida; Solanales; Convolvulaceae.
AGGGAACCCCACCUAGUCAAUUUUCGCACAAAAGAGUGGUGCUGGUUGUCUCCCUUCAUGAGUGAUGUUAUACUCGGCCGAAUAAGGUGAAUGAGGUGUCCUUGGAUAGCUUUUGAAGUCUAUUUUUAUAAUUGAGUGUUCUCUGUUCGAUAGGAGAGAGUAAUCAUCCAAAAAUCGAUCUGGAACGAGCAGUGGUCUGUGAACCCGAGCUGUGAGAGUGCUGAGACUGUUUGGUUGAUAUCUCGAGUUCUACCAAUCCAAUUAAGGCGUGUGAGAUACCAAAAGAAAGCUCUCAAGACGAGGAAUCCGUGAAGGUCUGGUUUGCAUCAAUCGGAGUAGAGGAAGGCGUCCAAAUCGCCCAAGCAGAACGCGACCUCGCAGGAACGGAUUUACUCUUCUAAGAAUCGAGUUAGCCGGAAAACACCCGUUCUAGGGGCUGUUUUCGUAUCAACGGUUAGGGGUUGAAUUAGCAACUUGAGGAAGCUGUUUAACACCCAUUUUCAAGCAAGGAACCAGUUCUCAAUCUUCCUUGGCCGAGGCUUUGGUCAUUGGAUCGAGGAGGAAAGUUUUAAAGCUCAUUUGAGGUUGAGGCUAGAGCUUGCUUCCUGUGCUCGUUGCUCGAGAGAUUCAUCUAGGAGGGAAGACUUGAAAUGGACCGUGGUGGCAGGAUUACUAGGAGAAACCCGACCGGCCGUGUACCAGAGGAGACUGGACAGGGCAGUCGAAGGACCUCUAGGGCAUCUAGAGGAGCUGGCCGUGGAGGCCGAUCACAGACCGUGAGUGACGGUCAUGUCGACACAGAAAGUGAAACCUACUGGUCCUAUGAGGACUCGACUUACCAACCGGGGACCGAGCCGGUUGAGACCCCUUACGAAGGGGAUGACGAUGAUGUGAGCAAUGAAGAGGGGGAGAAUGACUCCCUAGCAAGAAUAGAGGCGCUGCUCCAACAAUAUCAACGGGAGCGCGAGGAAAGGAGGGAACGCCGAAGGCGCCGGGGAGGGCGAAUUUCGGGUGAGGCUUCAAGAGGAAGAAGCCAUGGCGACUCUCGGGCCCACAUUGAACCACAUGGGGUCCGGGUGAUGGAGGUCCAAUCAUAAGGAUCUCAAAAUUUCUUAAAGAGGCUAGGGACUUGGGGUGCAAACCCUUCAACGGAGCAGGCGACAUCUCGGUCGCCGCGGAAUGGAUCAAGAGGUUGAACGAGGCAGCCCUUGAUAUGCAACUCACCCCCGAAUUUAAACUAAGGGUGGCGGUGAGAUUGCUUGAAGGGAUGGCAUCCACAUGGUGGGAUGGAGCCAAGGGAAAGUAUGGCAAUACCGUGACUUGGGAGAAUUUCCGACAGGAGUUCUUUGCCCAAUAUUAUUCUGAUUUUGAGGUGAACGCUAAAAGGAGAGAGUAUACCCUCCUGACCCAAGGUGGCAAGAUGACGGUGAGGCAACUUGAACAUAAAUUCAGGGAGCUCGCGGAGUUCAUACCGGAGUAUGUCUGUGACGAGAACCGGAUGGUAAAUCACUUCUGGGAUGCCUUAGACCUGGAGGUGCGUGAGAGGGCAACACAGUUGCCUAACAUGACCUUUAGCCAAGUGGUCGAGCAAGGGUUGAAAGGAGAGAAAGAAUGGGAAGAGAGAAAGUUGAAAAACGCCGAAGAGGCGAAGAAGAGAAAGUGGGAGAACCAUGGACCUCAAGGUCCUAGCAAAAAGGGGAACCAUGGGGGAGGAGGAUCCUUUCGGACACCCCCACUGCCAUCUAGGGGAAGUCAAGGCCCGGGCGGGCAAUCACAAGCCUCGGGGGGGACUCGUUGCAAGAAUUGCAAGAGGAACCACCUGGGGAAAUGUCGUGACCCUCCUAGAUGCUACCAAUGCGGAAACACCGGGCACUUGAAGAUGAAUUGCCCACAAUUGGGUGGGGCAAGGUCAUCGGGACCAAGUAGUGGUAAUACCGGGACACGGAAUCAAGCCGGGACUUCACAAGCGUCCAGGGGGCAAGGGGGAGCAAGCGCAAGCAAUGCGCCGUCCGUGAAUCAAGGAAGGACUCAAGCUAGGGUCUACGCGAUGACGGAGGCGGAUGCUCAAGCUAACCCGGAUUCCGUUGCAGGUAUUGCCUCUCGUAUGCUAGUGUUUUAUCCUUAAUUAGUCCAUAAAUUGAGGUUACUAAUCGCUAGGAUCAUUGCACAAGGUUUUGGGGUCAAACCGGGGGAUUUCGGGCAACUUCAGGCGGCUGGAACCCAGGCACGAUCGUGCCUAAGGCAGACACGAUCGUGCCUUCAAGUCAGUAGCUGCCCAGGAAUUUCCCGGCCCAGGCACGAUCGUGCCUAAGGCAGACACGAUCGUGCCUACAAGGCAGUAGCUCCCCAGGUGUUUCCCCCAAACCAGGCACGAUCGUGCCUAAGGCAGACACGAUCGUGCCUCCAAGGAGUAGCUUCCCAGAGUUUUCCCCGACCCAGGCACGAUCGUGCCUAAGGCAGGCACGAUCGUGCCUCCAAGGCAGUAGCUUCCCAGAGUUUUCCCCGACCCAGGCACGAUCGUGCCUAAGGCAGGCACGAUCGUGUCUCCAAGGCAGUAGCGUCCUGGACUUUUUCCCAAGCCAGGCACGAUCGUGCCUACCCCAGGCACGCCGUGCCUGGCACCCAGAUUACCGAAGUGCGAUUUUUCGCACCGUUUUGCGACGUUGAGACCUUUUCUUGAUCCCUAACGUGCGUGUGAACAUUGUAACCUUCUAUAAAUGAGUAGGGAGGGUAGGAAAGAUGUCUUACAUGGUUCAUGAAUGUAGGGACACUAAAGAUUAAUGGGAAGGAUGCGCGAAUCCUUAUCGAUACCCGGGGCGCAACGUUCAUUUGUGAAUGAAGCGUUCGCCAAGAGAUUGGGAGUUGAAUCCGCACCAUUGAUGCAAACCUUAGUGGUGUCAACACCACUAGGGGACGACGUGGAAAGAACUUGUUACUAUCCAUCUUGUGGGGUGGAGGUUAAUGGUCAAGCCUUGACGUGUGACUUCGUACCGCUGAGCAUGAUUGAAUUCGAUGCAAUCCUAGGGAUGGAUUGGCUAGAAAGGAACCAUGCUAGGGUAGAUUGCUACACGAAGGUUCUUGAACUCGAAGGCAAUGAUGGGGAGACCCUACGCUUCGAGGGCGAUCGAGGGAGAUCAAAUAGCUGUAUCAUAUCCGCCGUGAGAGCGAGAAGUAUGAUGAGAAAGGGAUGCCACGCAUAUCUAGCAUACGUCGUUGACAAAACCAAAGAAGAAACGAACAUCGACGAUGUGAGGGUGGUUUGUAAGUAUCCGGAUGUCUUUCCAAAAGAUUUACCGGGACUUCCACCCGAUAGAGAGAUUGAAUUUGUGAUCGAGGUCGAGCCCGGUACCAAACCAAUCUCCAUACCGCCAUACCGUAUGGCACCCGCUGAACUUAACGAGUUGAAGACCCAAUUGCAAGAGCUUUUGGAUAAUGGUUUCAUUAGACCAAGCCACUCCCCGUGGGGAGCACCAGUUCUUUUUGUGAAGAAGAAAGAUGGGACACUUCGAAUGUGCAUUGACUAUCGUCAACUGAACAAGGUCACAAUCAAGAAUAGGUAUCCCUUGCCUAGGAUUGAUGACUUGUUUGAUCAGCUACGAGGAGCAACCGUGUUUUCAAAGAUUGACUUGAGGUCGGGGUACCAUCAAUUGAAGAUUAAGGAAGACGACAUACCAAAGAGUGCUUUCCGCACAAGGUAUGGGCAUUUUGAGUUCCUUGUUAUGUCGUUUGGGUUAACAAACGCCCCAGCGGCAUUCAUGGACUUGAUGAACCGAGUAUUCCAUAAAUACUUGGAUCGGUUCGUGAUUGUGUUCAUAGAUGAUAUCUUGAUUUACUCGGAGAGUGAAGAAGAGCACGAGGAGCAUUUGAUACUUGUUCUUGAGACACUACGGGAGAAGCAACUUUAUGCCAAACUUUCUAAAUGUGAAUUUUGGCUAAAGGAAAUUGGCUUUCUCGGGCAUGUGGUUUCAGGAUCGGGAAUUGCUGUUGAUAACAAGAAGAUAGAAGCCAUUACCGAAUGGGAGAGACCAAAGAAUGUCAAGGAAAUUCGUAGCUUUCUUGGAUUGGCGGGCUAUUACAGAAAGUUCGUGGAAAAGUUCUCUGUUUUGGCGUCGCCGUUGACGAAGCUCACUCGAAAGGGAGCUAAGUUUAUAUGGGAUGACAAAUGUGAGAAAGGAUUCAUCGAACUGAAGAAGAGAUUGACCGAGGCACCGGUACUUGCAUUACCCAAACAGGGUGUGGGGUACGAUGUCUAUAGUGACGUGAGCAUCCAAGGGUUUGGAUGCGUGUUGAUGCAGAAUGGGAGGGUAAUCGCCUAUGCUUCACGACAGUUGAAGAAGCACGAGGUGAAUUAUCCUACUCAUGACUUGGAGCUGGGGGCCGUGGUGUUUGCACUGAAGAUAUGGAGACAUUAUCUCUACGGGGAGACAUGUCACAUAUACACUGAUCACAAGAGCUUGAAAUACGUGUUUACUCAGAAGGAGCUAAACAUGAGACAGAGACGGUGGAUGGAGUUGAUAAAAGACUACCAUCUAGUGAUAGAGUAUCACCCAGGCAAGGCAAACGUGGUGGCAGAUGCCUUGAGCCGGAAGAGCUCGUCUGGGGCAUUGCUAGCUAAUUUGAGGGCAUUAAGAGCCCAAUUGGAGGUAUCUAGCGAUGGUGCCUUACUGGCACGAUUUGAGGUGAGACCUACCUUACUUGAUGAGAUCAAGAAGGGUCAGGAAGCUGACGAAGAAAUUAUGAAGAUCCGGGAACGCAUGCAAGCGGGACCGGUGGAGGAUUUCAGGGAAAGAGAUGAUGGUCUCUUGUUAUUUCGUGACCGAGUGUGUGUACCGUCAGAUGAUGAGCUCCGAAAGUCCAUCUUAGAGGAGGCUCAUUCAUCGGCUUAUGCCAUGCACCCGGGGGGCACGAAAAUUUACCGUGAUUUGAAAGAAAGUUACUGGUGGUCUGGAAUGAAGAGGGAGAUAGCCGAGUACAUCAGUCGAUGCCUUACUUGUCAACAAGUUAAGGCAGAACAUCAGCAUCCAGCAGGCUUGUUACAACCACUUUCCAUUCCUGAGUGGAAGUGGGAACAUGUGACUAUGGAUUUCGUGGUAGGUUUACCACGGACGAUUCGGAACUAUGAUGCGGUUUGGGUUGUUGUGGAUAGGCUCACGAAGAGUGCGCACUUCUUACCUAUCAACACUACUUACCCACUUGAGAGGUUGGCCAAAUUGUACACGGAUGAGAUCGUGAGGCUACAUGGGGUCCCAGUCACCAUUGUAUCUGAUAGAGACCCACGAUUCACGUCACGUUUUUGGCCGAAAUUUCAGGAGUCUAUGGGAACGAGGCUGAAGUUCAGUACUGCUUUCCACCCACAGACGGAUGGGCAGUCUGAAAGAGUCAUACAGAUCUUAGAAGACAUGCUGAGGGCUUGUGCAUUGGAGUUUCAAGGAAGUUGGGACAACCACUUAGCACUCGUGGAGUUUGCCUAUAACAACAGUUAUCAGGCAAGCAUCGGCAUGCCUCCAUACGAGGCAUUGUAUGGGAGGAGGUGUCGUACGCCGUUAUGCUGGGAUGAGGUUGGCAUGGCCAAACUCGAGGGUACUGAUUUGGUUGAGGUCACCAAGUCAAAGGUGAAGUUGAUUCGAGAGAGACUCAAGGCAGCUCAGGAUAGACAAAAGAGUUAUGCAGAUAAGCGUCGAAGGACCUUAGAGUUUAAGGUUGACGACGAGGUAUUCCUGAAAGUUUCUCCUUGGAAAGGAAUCAUUCGAUUCCAAACCCGAGGAAAGCUUAACCCACGAUAUAUAGGCCCAUUCAGAAUUAUAGAGAAGGUUGGGGCCGUAGCAUAUCGUCUACAGUUGACUCCUGAGUUGGAGAAGAUUCAUAAUGUAUUUCACGUGUCCAUGCUUAAGAAGUAUGUGCGUGAUCCUUCUCAUGUGUUGGAGAAGCCGCCCGUGGAGGUACGUGAAGACUUGAACUAUGCCGUGCAACCGGUAAGAGUUAUUGACAGAAAAGUGAAGAAACUGAGGAGUAAAGAAGUUCCAAUGGUUAAAGUCCUUUGGAAAAGUGACCGGGUCGAGGAAGAGACUUGGGAAACAGAAGCUUUGAUGAGGAAGCAGUAUUCUUUCCUAUUCGAGUAGAGCUGUGAAUUUCGGGGACGAAAUUCCUGUUAAGGGGGGGUGAACUUGUGACACCGCUCCCGAACGUCCUUGAAAAUUUGAUUUAGAAUUCAAAGUUUAUGUAUUGGAUUUCUGAUUCCCAAACGUAUGUAAAACGAUUGAUGUCUUACGUAAUUCAUGAUCGAUUAUUAUACCGCUCGAACUCGUACAUUAGUGUUGGGCUUGCGAAUACUCGUUUGGGCCUUAUUAAUAAAUAAAAGAUCCUAGCAUUAUCUAAAUAGUUAUACAUAACGUUUCAAGACAAGUUGAGGAAGGGCGGGCAGCCCAUAUAUUAUUUUGGGCUCAACCCGCUAAAAUAGCAAAUAUUUGAGGACGGCGUCGUAGGCCCACUCGGGGGCGACCCACACGGCUUGUAGCCCAAUAAUAUGAAUGACAAAUGUCAAAAUAAGUGAUAGGAUGAUUAAAGAAGAGUACAAAUGCCUAUAACCCCAUCUUUGGCAUUAUUGAGCCAAAUAAUGGGAGUAGGAUUUUCCUUCUAUAUUAUCCAUCAAGUAAAUUAUUGAGAUGAGCCUACACAUAUUGGAGAUCAAUAAUGUUAUAUAGGAAGUUGACUUGUUCUAAAUAAAUUAGGAUGAGUACAAAAAGACAUCUUUGACAAAAGAUAAAACAAUAGGACCCAUUCUUCCAUUUUUGGAUGUAUUGAUUAAUGUUUUGCUCCCAAAAAAAUAAUUGGGGAACACAUGCUGCGCCCCAUCCCUUCUUUUCCACCUGCAAUACAAGAUAAAUAAGGUUAGGAGACUGCCAUAGCUGACUCUAGGGGCUGGACUUGACAAAGGAAACAAGAGGGAACCCCACCUAGUCAAUUUUCGCACAAAAGAGUGGUGCUGGUUGUCUCCCUUCAUGAGUGAUGUUAUACUCGGCCAAAUAAGGUGAAUGAGGUGUCCUUGGAUAGCUUUUGAAGUCUGUGUUUAUAAUUGUGUGGUCUCUGUUCGAUAGGAGAGAGUAAUCAUCCAAAAAUCGAUCUGGAACGAGCAGUGGUCUGUGAACCCGAGCUGUGAGAGUGCUGAGACUGUUUGGUUGAUAUCUCGAGUUCUACCAAUCCAAUUAAGGCGUGUGAGAUACCAAAAGAAAGAUCUCAAGACGAGGAAUCCGUGAAGGUCUGGUUUGCAUCAAUCGGAGUAGAGGAAGGCUUCCAAAUCGCCCGAGCAGAACGCGACCUCGCAGGAACGGAUUUACUCUUCUAAGAAUCGAGUUAGCCGGAAAACACCCGUUCUAGGGGCUGUUUUAGUAUCAACGGUUAGGGGUUGAAUUAGCAACUUGAGGAAGCUGUUUAACACCCAUUUUCAAGCAAGGAACCAGUUCUCAAUCUUCCUUGGCCGAGGCUUUGGUCAUUGGAUCGAGAAGGAAAGUUUUAAAGCUCAUUUGAGGUUGAGGCUAGAGCUUGCUUCCUGUGCUCGUUGCUCGAGAGAUUCAUCUAGGAGGGAAGACUUGACGCCUUGUAUGAUAUGAAUGUGUUGGACUGCGGUUGACUAUUCGUAUUGUACGGCGGGUUGUUGACGUGUCCGGAUAGGUCCGGGGCGUGACAUAUGAUCUCCCCGAAUUUCGGAUCUAUGUCCUUUGAUUUUGCGAGGUCAUCCGGAGGAGGUAGUGGUCCACCGAGCCAUGGACCCCGAGGAGGACCCCGAGGAGCACCCCGAGGAGGAACCCGACCUGACCCCGAAGACCCCCCCGUGAACCCAGAUGAGUUUCUUGUUGAUGAUGAUGAUGAAGAAGAAGAAGAAGAAAAUCAUAAUUUUUUCCAUAAUGGAGUCCCACGAAGGGACAUGUAAUCAUCAUACAUUUAUACUUUGUUCUAUGUCAAAACAUUUAAAAGUUUGUCACAAUAUUUAUUAAGUUUGUUGUAUGU